AUGGCUGACAAUUGUUUUUACCAAUGUGUCUGUGGCACGUUUUUUGCCACAUUUGCUGCUGCAAAUAACCACACAUGUUCUAAAAGAGAAGGUGGUACUGCCGGUUGUUCUGACUCCCAAGACGCCAUCACAGGCAACAGUGCUGUAAACCUUAUGGUUGAAAAAGGUACUAAUUGGACUGACUCUCAAACUUUACUGCUUAUUGAUUGUUACAAGGGGUAUGUUAGCCUCGUUAAUAGUGGGAAAAUGAAGAAGAAAACUAUGUGGGAUACCAUAGGCAGUAAGUUUCAAGACAUGGGAUAUGGGUUCGGUAGCGAACAAAAAUGUGGAAGAUGGAAGUCGCUGAUGAGAGCGUACAAGAACACGAAGGAUAGUAACAAAAAGUCAGGUAGCUGUAGGAAAACAUUUGAAUACGAAGAUCAAUUAGAUGAACUGUUUGCGAAGGAUCCAACUAUUCAACCUGAAUGCACUUUGUCCUCUAAUUCAACUACGGUUUCAAAAGGAUCUGCAAGCGAUGAAACUGACAAAGACGAUGAUAGUUCAUCUUCUAGUACUCCAGAAGUUCCAAAGAAGAAGGCUUCCCGUUCAAAUGCUAGUGAACUGGUUACUCUCUUUAAGACUUACCUUAAAAAAAGAAAGAGAGAAAAAAGAAAGAGAAAGACGUGA
Molecule: messenger RNA, 666 nt
Organism: Mya arenaria
Lineage: Eukaryota; Metazoa; Mollusca; Bivalvia; Myida; Myidae
Exons: 2
Coding region: 1-666 (221 amino acids)
Source: RefSeq, a predicted model, not a curated record